AAUUGAAACGAAGACGAAACCGGCGGGAACACAUUUAUAAAUUAUAAGAAGGAAAAACAAUGGAGAAACGGACUAGUUCAAAGGCCACGCACACCCACAAAGAAUUGAAUUCAAAUUAGAAGCAGACAACUGCUUCAUCAAACAUUUUCCACUACCCACGAACCAAACAAAGGUGUUUUUUAUCAGAUCAGAUUGGAUAGCGCUGAGUUUCUUUUGGUUUCGGAGGAAUCAGAUCGGAAUCAGCGUUUUUUCUAGGUUGCAGUUUUAAAGCUGAAGAAAAUCUCCCCGGCAGAUUUAGCUGCAGUUUGUGUGUUUUCUGGGGUAUCCAGAGAGUGGAUUUUCACUGUGAAGUCUGGAAUGGAGCAGUUUCGGCAGAUUGGAGAGGUUUGGGGGAGUUUGAAGGCUCUAAUGGUGUUCAAAGACGACAUACCGAUAAACAGGCGUCAGUGUUGUUUAUUGUUUGAUAUCUUCAGUUCAGCCUUCAAAACAAUUGUAGAGGAGAUCAGGCAGAACCUGAGAUUAGAAGAGAAGAACACCAAAUGGAAAGCUCUUGAACAGCCUUUAAGAGAGCUUCACAGGGCUUUUAAAGACGCAGAACUCUACAUCAGGAACUGCUUGGACACCAAGGACUGGUGGGGCAAAGCAAUGAGCCUCCACCAGAACAAUGACUCUGUUGAGUUUCACAUCCAUAACUUGCUCUGCACUUAUCCUAUUGUCAUUGAAGCAAUUGAGACUGCCGGAGAAAUGUCGGGACUUGCACUUGCCACAAAGUAUGAGAAAGAGUGGAAUGACCCCAAGCUUUUCCAGUGGAAAUUUGGAAAGCAGUACCUGGUUACCCGAGAAAUUUGCAGUAGGUUGGAGAGUGCUUGGAAGGAAGAUAGGUGGCUUCUUCUUGAAAUGAUUAGGGAGAAGAAAAGUUCAGGGUCAGUUGGGAAGAAUGAGCAGAAGCUUGGAGACCUGCUGCUUAAGAAACUAAAUGGAUCAGAGCAGUUCAACGGGAAGCUUUUCCCGGGUUCAGUAUUGGUAGGAGCAAAGGAUUAUCAGGUGAAGCGUCGAUUGGAAGGGGGAAGCCAGUGUAAGGAGAUUCAGUGGUUGGGGGAGGCUUUUGCUUUGAGGCAAUUUUUUGGGGAGAUUGAGCCAUUGAAUUCAGAGAUUUCUUCUCUGUUGUCACUUUCCCACCCCAACAUAAUGCAGUACCUUUGUGGAUUUUAUGAUGAGGAAAAGAAAGAGUGCUUACUUGUGAUGGAGAUGAUGAACAAGGAUCUUCACAGUCAGAUAAAAGAAAAUUGUGGACAAAGGAGGCGUAUUCUGUUUCCUCUCCCGGUCAUGGUUGAUCUCAUGCUUCAGAUUGCCAGAGGCAUGGAGUAUCUUCACUCUAUGAAGGUCUAUCAUGGAGAUUUAAACCCUUCUAAUAUUUUUCUGAAGGCAAGGAACUCCUCCACUGAAGGUUACUUCCAUGCAAAAGUUUCGGGUUUUGGGCUAUCGUCCAUCAAGAAUCACACUUUUUCUCGGAGCUCCCCAGGCCAGAAUGGAACUGACCCUCUCAUUUGGCAUGCACCAGAGGUUCUGGCUGAGCAAGAACAGCUAGGAAGUAGUUGUAGUUCCAAGUUCUCAGAGAAAGCUGAUGUUUACAGUUUUGGAAUGCUUUGUUUUGAGCUUCUGACUGGGAAAGUUCCUUUUGAGGAUAGCCAUCUUCAAGGAGACAAGAUGAGCAGAAACAUAAGAGCAGGCGAGAGGCCUCUUUUCCCAUUCCCUUCACACAAGUACCUUGCAAACCUAGCCAAAAGAUGCUGGCACACUGACCCAGUUCAGCGCCCAAGUUUCUCUUCCAUAUGUAGAAUUCUUCGCUACAUCAAGAGGUUCCUUGUGCAGAACCCUGAUCACAGUCAACCGGAAUUGACACAGCCACCUGUAGAUUACUUUGAACUGGAGGCAGGGUUUGUGAAGAAGCUUACAGUGGAGGGGAACCUUGAUCCAAUGCCUGUAUCACAAAUUCCUUUUCAGAUGUUUGCUUAUAGACUAGUAGAAAAAGAGAAGACCUCACUGGACUAUAAAGACAAGAGCUCGGAAUCAGCAAGUGAGGCAGCAGCUUCAGUUUCUGGGGAUGAGAAUGUUGCGCUAGUAGAUGAUCCAUUUCUGCAAGCAAGCGAAGGUAGGUUAGUUUGUUCAGAGACUCCAGAAAAGAAAAUAUCACCCGCAAAGAUAUCUGCAGAAUCAAAAACCCGAAGAAGUCUAGGAACACCAAAAGCUCAAGCUCAGAAACCGGCGCCAUUGAAACCAUGUGGCGGCAUGAAACUGAAUCGAGGGGCACAGAUGGGACUGGGAAGAACAUCCGGGCAUGCCUUAGAUUCAGAUGUAUCAUAGCACAUAUUCGUCUCAUUAUUGAACUUUUGGUAUACAAUCUAGGUGUUUUUUUCACAACCACCACAUGCGGAUUCAGAUCAUUGUUAUAUUGGUUUAAUAGGUAGGAACAGAGGAAUUCUCACCAUGUCCGCAUCCCGUUUGUCUUGUGAAGUAGGAACACCAGUUCUUUUUCCACGAUCUGUAAUUGAUUAGCUGGUUUUCA
Messenger RNA from Vitis riparia (riverbank grape), 2566 nucleotides. Its product is annotated as mitogen-activated protein kinase kinase kinase 7-like. The coding region runs from base 358 to 2364 and encodes 668 amino acids. The transcript has 4 exons. Lineage: Eukaryota; Viridiplantae; Streptophyta; Magnoliopsida; Vitales; Vitaceae. Gene Ontology annotation, cellular component: cytoplasm. Gene Ontology annotation, molecular function: ATP binding; protein kinase activity. Gene Ontology annotation, biological process: signal transduction; protein phosphorylation. The record is from RefSeq and is a predicted model, not a curated record.